ACGGUAAAACUUUUACUAUUCGUCUAGGAAAAAUAUUGAUUGCUUGUUAAGAUUUUACUGGAAUAGAAAAUUUACACGAUGUGUAACAAUAACAGAACGCCUGGACCCUUAUUUGGAAGUGUAAAUUUUACAGCUGAAGAGCGUGAUGCAAUUCGGAAUGCAUUAAACCAGAAGCUUGGCCCAGAGUAUAUCAGUCAAAGAGCAGGGGCGGGCGGGCAAAAGCUUGCUUAUGUGGAAGGAUGGAAACUCAUAAAUUUAGCAAAUGAAACCUUUGGUUUCAAUGGUUGGUCACAUUCAGUAACUCAUCAGAACAUAGAUUUUGUAGAUCAGGUGGCAAACAAAUAUUAUGUUGGAGUUAGUGCUUUUGUGAAAGUCCAAUUAAAGGAUGGUGUGUACCAUGAGGACAUUGGUUAUGGAGUCUCGGAGGGAAUGAAAUCUAAAGCUCUGUCUCUUGAAAAAGCAAGAAAAGAAGCUGUAACAGAUGGACUGAAAAGAGCUCUCAAGAGUUUUGGAGAAUCACUUGGUAACUGCAUAAGUGACAAGGAAUACUUAAAGUUCAUUACCAAACAACCUCAGUCAGGUAGCAUUCAAUAUGAUAUAAAUCACAUGAGGAGACCUGGAAAGACCAUCAAGCAGGAAAUCAAAAGAGACCAGAAUUCAUCUGAGAUGAAGAAAGGAAACUUCCCUCCUGAAAACAGUAGUCAUAUUGACACUGGACAAGCUCAUGUCAGCUCUGUGAGCAACAGUGUUCAAAGCAACUCCUCUAAAGGACAGUCUUCACAAAUGGAGAUGAGGCCAACAACAAAAGCUGAUGAUUUGAGAACACUGAACAAACCAAGGACACCGACAGUGGAGUGGAAUAAAUCUAACAAAGUAUCAAACUGCCCUCCACCAGUCAAGACCCCAGGAUCAGCUUCCACACCUGCAUUGGGAACAGUUACAAAAACCAGGAUCUCUUUCGUAACCACACCCAUAGAGACUAGGGCACAUGAAACCACCCCAAAGCUACAGAACUAUAGUGUCAUUCCAGAAGAUGACCCUCUUCUUUGGAAUCACUCAUUUGGUUUUGAUGAGGCACUCAUAUCUUGCAGUGAGGAAUUACUUAUGAGGUCCCCAGAGGCAUUCAAACUUGAAAACACACCUGUUAAGCCAGAUGAUGUCAAAGCUUCCAAGUUUAACAAAGGAAACGCGAUGACCACGCCCAUGUUGCAUUCAAAUAACAACAGCAACACCCUGAUCAAUAAAAACUUCGCGUGUACCAAACCCUUGCAUCUAGACCCACACAAAAAUCACAGUUCGGGUUUCCCGAAUCAACCAGAAAAUAUAAAGCGGCGGAGAAUAGAAGGGCAUACUGUCAGAUGACUGUGACUGAAAAGAAUCAUGGCUAGAGAAGUUGUAGCGCGAAGUACA
This is a messenger RNA of Stylophora pistillata, 1410 nucleotides long. RefSeq lists its product as uncharacterized. Gene Ontology annotation, cellular component: nucleus. The record is from RefSeq and is a predicted model, not a curated record. NCBI's taxonomy places the organism in Eukaryota, Metazoa, Cnidaria, Anthozoa, Scleractinia, Pocilloporidae. Gene Ontology annotation, biological process: double-strand break repair via single-strand annealing; mitotic recombination; double-strand break repair via homologous recombination.